UUACCCUUGCUACACCACAAAUGGAAGCCUCCACAGUAUCACGGCUUCUCAGCAGCAAUGCUGCUGCAGGUGGUGGUGGUGCCUCAUCCAUUGCCCCCUCCCAGGCUGCCAGCUUUAUGAAUGAUGCUAUCGAGAAGGCCCGCAAGGCUGCUGAGCUCCAGGCACGCAUCCAGUCCCAGGUAGCCCUGAAACCUGGUAUCCUCGGAGCAUUGGGAAACACUGGGCCUCACAACCUAGUGGCACUAGCUAAUCUACACGCCAUGGGAAUUGCUCCACCGAAAGUGGAAGUCAAGCAGGUGAAUAAGCCAACACCUCUUAUCCUGGAUGAUUUGGGAAGAACUGUGGAUGCAAGUGGCAAAGAGGUUGAACUCACACAUCGCAUGCCCUCACUAAAAGCUAACAUUCGAGCUGUGAAGAGAGAGCAGUUCCGUCAGCAGCUGAAGGAGAAGCCUGGUGAAGACAUUGAGUCCACGUCCUACUUUGACCAACGUGUUUUUAUAACACCAGCUCAACGCCCUCGCAGGGGCUUCAAGUUCCAUGACCAGGGGCGCUUCGAGAAGAUUGCUCAGAGAAUUAGAACUAGGGCCCAGUUAGAAAGGUUGCAGAAUGAGAUUGCCCAGGCAGCAAAGAAGACAGGAAUCCAGGCGUCCACCAAGCUUGCCCUGAUUGCACCCAGGAAGGAGAUCGGAGAAAAGGAGGUGCCCAACAUUGAGUGGUGGGACUCUUUCAUCCUGCCCAGCAACGUAGACUUUAGAACUGAAACAAAUUUUGAACAGCUGGAGUUAUUUGGUGUGACCAACCUUGUAGAACAUCCUGCACAAAUUAACACCCCAGUGUGUCCUGCAGACAUCCAGCAACUGAUGGUGAUUAAAGAAGAGGUUCCCCCUGAGGAGCAGCAGUGGAGCCCCCUUGUCGACAAGAAGGACCCAGAGCCCCCCCAUAUUAAAGAGGAACAGGAGGAACCGUGGACCAAUCAGGAUGGACAGCAACUUCAAGGACUGGAGGAGGCUGAUAUCAAGUUCACAUUUACUCCUGUCGCUGUGAAGAGUGAAGAAGAUGAAGAGAAACUUAAAUCGUCAGAGCUUCAUCUGAGUGAGACGAAGGAGAACAGAGCAGACUGUGGAGGACCAGAACCAGCCAGGAACUCAGGUCCUGAUGGACGUUUACAACCAGGUCCUGAAGACAAGACUGAUGACUCUUCUCAGACUGAAGACAGUGAGGAUGAUUGGAUGGAGACCAGGGAACCUCAGACAGGUUUGAAUACAAGAAAUAACAAACAGCCUCUAAGUGAUAUGGGAUGUAAGACAGAAAAAAAAUCGUUUAGUUGCACUGAGUGUGGUAAAAGAUUUACCGAAAGGGGCAAUCUAAAUACACAUAUGAGGAUUCAUACGGGAGAGAAACCGUUUAGUUGCUCUGAGUGUGGUGAAAGAUUUAACCAAAGGGGCAAUCUAAAUAAACAUGUGACGAUUCAUACAGGGGAGAAGCCGUUUAGUUGCUCUGAGUGUGGUGAAAGAUUUACCGAAAGGGGCAAUCUAAAAACACAUAUGAGGAUUCAUACGGGAGAAAAACCGUUUAGUUGCUCUGAGUGUGGGGAAAGAUUUAACCAAAGGGGCACUCGAAAUAGACAUGUGACGAUUCAUACAGGGGAGAAGCCGUUUAGUUGCUCUGAGUGUGGUCAAAGAUUUAACGAAAGGGGCAAUCUAAAUACACAUAUGAGGAUUCAUACAGGCGAGAAACCGUUUAGUUGCUCUGAGUGUGGUAAAAGAUUUAGCCAUAGGGGCAGUCUAAAUAAACAUGUGACGAUUCAUUCAGGUGACAAACCGUUUAGGUGCUCUGAGUUUGGUAAAAGAUUUAGCCAUAGGGGAGAUCUAAAUAAACAUGUGACGAUUCAUAUAGGAGAGAAACAGUUUAGUUGAUCUGAGUGUGGUAAAAGAUUAAAGCUUCAGUCCUAUUGUAUGAGACAUGAGGAUUCAUAAAGGAGAGAAGUGACUCAGUUGCAACCUUUGCAACAAAAUAUUUAUUCGGAUUUAUCAGCAGAUAUUCAUAUUAUACAUAUUCAUAGUUCACUGUUUUAAAUAGAAUAUUAACAGUUGUUCUGUCCCUAGAAAAUAUAACUCAUUGAAU
This is a messenger RNA of Limanda limanda (common dab), 2124 nucleotides long. Its product is annotated as zinc finger protein 3 homolog. The coding region runs from base 21 to 1916 and encodes 631 amino acids. The record is from RefSeq and is a predicted model, not a curated record. Gene Ontology annotation, molecular function: DNA-binding transcription factor activity, RNA polymerase II-specific; RNA polymerase II cis-regulatory region sequence-specific DNA binding. NCBI's taxonomy places the organism in Eukaryota, Metazoa, Chordata, Actinopteri, Pleuronectiformes, Pleuronectidae. Gene Ontology annotation, cellular component: nucleus. Gene Ontology annotation, biological process: regulation of transcription by RNA polymerase II. The transcript has 6 exons.